AUGUCUUCCCAUGGAAAAAAGCGCUCUAAGAAAUCUGUGGCAGCAACACCCUGUGAGGACCCACGUCUUAGAAUCUUUGACUUUAAUGAAGACAAUGAAGAUCAAAACCUGAAUUUUUUUGAAGAGAGUCAUCCUAGGAUGGAAACCACUUCGUCAGAAAAAGAUGGUGAUGUGAGUGGUAAAGUACAGAAUAUGAUGAAAAACUUUGGAGCUCACAUUAACAAGGCUGUUGUUGCUAAGACACAAAGAAUGGAAACUUCUACUGAAGCAUCUUUCCAGGCUGGUUACCAGAAAAUCCAAGAAACUUUCAAAGCAGAACAUGAGCUAAUGCAGAUGCUUCACAAUGAAUAUGGUCAGCAGUUUAAGACUCUGUUUCAACAGUGGGAUUCGGAGAUGCAGAAAUUUAAGGAAAAGCAAGAAACCCUAACUAAACUUACUAAAGAACAAGAAAAACUUUUUCAACAAGCUAGAAUGGUUCAGAUGCAGAGAAAGAAAACAAUUGUACAGGUACAUGAGGAGUUCCUAAAGAAUUUGGAGGACUUAGAGAAGAAUGGUGAUACUCUACUUACUAGUACUCUAAAGGGACUUAAAGAAAGUAUGACUGUGCUACAAAAACAGAUUAUGACAAAAACUCAGGAGCAAGAAAUGGCAAACAUUCGAAAUUCUAUCCAGUCCAUGCUACAAUAA
Messenger RNA from Jaculus jaculus (lesser Egyptian jerboa), 687 nucleotides. It is a transcript of the gene Sycp3, whose product is annotated as synaptonemal complex protein 3. The record is from RefSeq and is a predicted model, not a curated record. Gene Ontology annotation, cellular component: synaptonemal complex. NCBI's taxonomy places the organism in Eukaryota, Metazoa, Chordata, Mammalia, Rodentia, Dipodidae. The transcript has 8 exons. Gene Ontology annotation, biological process: spermatid development; meiotic cell cycle. Bases 1 to 687 code for a protein of 228 amino acids.